Orcinus orca (killer whale) is the source of this 2007-nucleotide messenger RNA. RefSeq names its product solute carrier family 5 member 7 (gene SLC5A7). Gene Ontology annotation, biological process: choline transport; neuromuscular synaptic transmission; transmembrane transport. Gene Ontology annotation, cellular component: perikaryon; dendrite; plasma membrane. The record is from RefSeq and is a predicted model, not a curated record. Bases 24 to 1451 code for a protein of 475 amino acids. Lineage: Eukaryota; Metazoa; Chordata; Mammalia; Artiodactyla; Delphinidae. Gene Ontology annotation, molecular function: choline:sodium symporter activity. The transcript is spliced from 6 exons.
GUGGUCUGUUCUUUGCCAAGCCCAUGCGUUCCAAGGGAUAUGUGACCAUGUUAGACCCCUUUCAGCAGAUCUAUGGAAAGCGCAUGGGAGGGCUCCUGUUCAUUCCCGCGCUGAUGGGGGAAAUGUUCUGGGCUGCGGCCAUUUUCUCUGCCUUAGGAGCCACUAUCAGCGUGAUCAUUAGCGCCGAUGUGCGCGUGUCCGUCAUCGUCUCCGCCCUUAUCGCCACGCUGUACACCCUGGUGGGCGGGCUCUACUCCGUGGCCUACACAGAUGUCGUUCAGCUCUUCUGCAUUUUCGUGGGACUGUGGGUCAGCGUCCCCUUCGCGCUGUCACAUUCUGCGGUUGCUGACAUCGGGUUCACGGCCGUGCACACCAAGUACCAGAAGCCCUGGCUGGGGACCAUUGAGCCGUUUGAAGUCUACACGUGGCUCGAUAGCUUUCUGUUGUUGAUGCUGGGUGGAAUCCCGUGGCAAGCCUACUUCCAGAGGGUCCUGUCUUCAUCCUCAGCCACCUACGCUCAAGUGCUGUCCUUCCUGGCAGCCUUUGGGUGCAUGGUGAUGGCUCUGCCAGCCAUACUCAUUGGAGCCAUUGGCGCGUCAACAGACUGGAGCCAGACUGGAUACGGGCCUCUCGACCCCAAGGACAACCAACAGUCAGACAUGAUCUUGCCGAUCGUCCUGAAGUAUCUCUGCCCUGUGUACAUUUCUUACUUUGGUCUUGGAGCCGUUUCUGCUGCUGUCAUGUCAUCAGCAGAUUCUUCCAUCUUGUCAGCAAGUUCGAUGUUUGCUCGCAACAUCUACCAGCUUUCCUUCAGACAAAAUGCUUCCGACAAGGAGCUCGUCUGGGUCAUGCGCAUCACGGUGUUCGUGUUCGGAGCUUCCGCAAUGACCAUGGCCUUGCUGACGAAGACGGUGUACGGGCUCUGGUACCUCAGCUCCGACCUCGUGUACAUCAUCAUCUUCCCGCAGCUGCUCUGCGUGCUAUUCAUCAAGGGGACCAACACGUAUGGGGCCGUGGCAGGUUACAUCUCUGGCCUUUUCCUGAGAGUAACCGGCGGGGAGCCGUACCUGAACCUGCAGCCCUUGAUCUUUUACCCUGGUUAUUACAUUGAUAAAAGUGGCAUAUAUAAUCAGAGAUUCCCGUUUAAGACCCUUGCCAUGGUGACCUCAUUCUUAUCCAACAUUUGCAUCUCUUAUUUAGCCAAAUACCUAUUUGAAAGUGGAACCCUGCCACCAAAAUUAGAUGUAUUUGAUGCUGUCGUUGCAAGGCACAGUGAAGAAAACAUGGAUAGGACAAUUCUGGUCAGAAACGAAAAUAUUAAGCUAGAUGAACUUGCACCUGUGAAGCCGCGGCAGAGCCUAACCGUCAGCUCGACUUUCACCAAUCAGGAGGCCCUCCUCAACAUGGAUUCCAGCCCAGAGGGCUCUGGGACUGAAGAUAAUUUACAAUAAACACACCCUCACUGCCUUCCUAGACGGAGCUCUAUAGCAGGCUAGUCCCGGAAGGGUGGUUUGCGGCAUAUAAAAUAUAUUUUAAAGAUAUCGUUCAGGAGGACAAAACUCCAUAUAAUAGUGUAAUUGCACAUCCAAGACAAGCCAGAAGGAAGCACCCCUGAAGCAGCAUCUCUCUCUCCCUCGUGGACACAUCUCAUCCUCAUUUGAUUUCGACUCUCAGUAGUUUUGUUAAGUAUUCAAACAUGAAUAAAACCCCACUCAAAGAAUGGAGAGCCAAAAAGAGUGUUCACCUUUCUUAUGGAAAAAGGAAGUAGAUGUGAGAAAGCCAAGGAGACGGGGGAGCCUUGAUCGCGACCUUGUUUGUGAAUGCCCUGAGUCUAGUUUAACUCUCACACUGAAGUUGUGAGAAUAAAUCCCCAUCACUCCAGUGAAUGGAGCAGCGAAUUAAUCAGAUGAUUCCCUGAUGUGAUGAGUAAUUCCUUCUUUCAUGGUCUUAAUUAUAACAUUCGCUGAAUAUGCAAUUUGUUUUUCUUUUAGUAGUGGUAUGUAUUAU